Microthlaspi erraticum is the source of this 1146-nucleotide messenger RNA. The record is from the annotation of a GenBank genome assembly. NCBI's taxonomy places the organism in Eukaryota, Viridiplantae, Streptophyta, Magnoliopsida, Brassicales, Brassicaceae.
AUGAAUACCGCAAGCAAUUGGAUUGUUAGGCGGGUCGAAACCCCAAAACUUUUGCGAACCCCCAUCCUCUCUCCUCACGAACGCAAUUGCUUCUCCUGGCCAACCCUCGCCAUCUCAAAAUCGACGCAAUUGGACACCUCUCAAUCGAUUUCUAAGGUUUCUCUUGUUAACGGUAUAUCGAUGGGUGGAGGUGCUUCGUUGAAGGUCCCAAUGAAGUUCUCUGUUGUGACUGAGAAAACUGUUUUUGCAACGCCAGAAGCAAGUAUUGGGUUUCACACUGAUUGUGGAUUCUCUUACAUUCAUUCACGUCUUCCUGGUCAUUUAGGAGAAUUCUUGGCUUUAACUGGGGCAAGAUUGAACGGCAAAGAACUUGUAGCAACUGGAAUGGCAACACAUUUUGUACCUUCUGCUAAACUGGCUGAUCUGGAGGCACGGCUUGUGAAUUUAGACUCAGGAGACGCAGAGGUAGUCCGAUCCACAAUUGAAGAGUUCUCCGAGAAAAUCAACCUCAACGAAGACAGCAUUCUCAACAACAAGCAGUCAAUAAUCAACGAGUGUUUCUCAAAAGAAAGUGUGAAGCAGAUCAUACAAGCAUUCGAAGCUGAAGGUAGCAAAGAAGGAAAUGAGUGGAUAGCUCCAGUCAUCAAAGGAUUAAAACGAUCCUCACCCACAGGGUUGAACAUAACCCUACACUCGAUCCGUGAAGGUAGAAAACAAACGCUAAGUGAUUGCCUCAAGAAGGAGUUUCGGCUCACUGUGAAUAUCUUGAGGAACACCAUAUCCCCUGACGUGUAUGAGGGUAUAAGAGCUCUGACCAUAGACAAAGACAAUUCUCCAAAGUGGAAUCCAGCGACGUUAGAUGAGGUUGAUGACGAGAAAAUCAACCUGGUGUUUAAGCCCUUAGAGGAUGAUAUUGAGCUUCACAUCCCUGAAACUGAAGAAAACAGCUCACACUCGGUGCAGCGAGGAUUACAAAUGAGGGUUUGCUCAAGUCUGUGUGUAGAAGAGCAGGAUUACAUGGGGAGAAUCAAGGAACUGCAGGAGCUUCUCGAUCAGGUGAGGACGAUAGUAAAACCGGAUUGCUCUCAAGAUGUUUUGAAAGCAGCUUUGAGUGUUUUGGCUUCGGUGCAUAAUAUCGAACUAUGA